Brienomyrus brachyistius is the source of this 3714-nucleotide messenger RNA. RefSeq names its product ELAV-like protein 2. The record is from RefSeq and is a predicted model, not a curated record. The coding region runs from base 430 to 1599 and encodes 389 amino acids. NCBI's taxonomy places the organism in Eukaryota, Metazoa, Chordata, Actinopteri, Osteoglossiformes, Mormyridae. Gene Ontology annotation, cellular component: ribonucleoprotein complex. Gene Ontology annotation, molecular function: RNA binding. The transcript has 8 exons.
CUGAUGUGAUACGGCUCUAUAUAUCCAAAGGCAGGACUACCUUCCCUUUAAAGACAACCUCCUCCUUGGUUUGGCUCGCACUCAGUGAUGUCGCUUAUUUUUGUCGCGAACCAGUAAGAGUGAGAGUGAGGCAGAAGCCGGCUCUUUUUUUAAUUAUUUGGUUCCUUUUAUUUCUUCAUUUAUUUUCCUUUUAUUUACCUGACUCAUUUAGCUAGAAGGGGUCCAUUGAAUGUCUUGCUUUUAAUAAAUAUUUAAUUUCGGCAGUCUUGUUUAUUUAUUUUGUUUUCGCAAGUUUCAGCUAAGGCGGAAUUCAUCAGUAUAACAUUGCCUAGUGCUUUGUCGUUUCGCCUUUUUAAGAGACAAUAUUUGGCUAACAGUAAGGACGUCACUAUCUUUCAUUUAUAGAAACGACGGCAACUCCACACUAACAUGGCAGUCAGACUGUGCGAUGUGGCUUCUCUGCUUAGAAGUGGUUCGUGGGCGGCUGAGCCUUGGACUGGGCAGGUUAUUGCUGCCAUGGAAACACAGCUGUCCAAUGGACCAACUUGUAACAACACGACCAAUGGUCCCACCACAAUCUCAAACAACUGCUCCUCUUCUGUAGAGUCGGGAAGCAUAGAGGAUAGUAAAACUAACUUGAUAGUCAACUAUCUGCCUCAGAACAUGACCCAGGAAGAGCUGAAGAGUUUGUUUGGAAGCAUUGGUGAAAUUGAAUCCUGUAAAUUGGUACGAGACAAAAUUACAGGGCAGAGUCUUGGGUACGGAUUUGUGAACUAUGUGGAUCCAAAAGAUGCAGAAAAAGCCAUCAAUACACUAAAUGGGCUGAGACUUCAGACCAAAACCAUUAAGGUUUCCUAUGCUCGCCCAAGCUCUGCGUCCAUCAGAGAUGCAAAUCUGUAUGUCAGCGGGCUGCCAAAAACCAUGACUCAGAAAGAACUGGAGCAGCUCUUCUCCCAGUAUGGCCGUAUCAUUACCUCCCGCAUCCUGGUGGACCAGGUGACCGGUGUGUCCAGGGGAGUCGGAUUCAUCAGGUUUGACAGGAGAGUCGAAGCAGAAGAGGCCAUCAAGGGACUGAAUGGACAGAAGCCCCCGGGAGCCACGGAACCAAUCACCGUCAAGUUUGCCAACAACCCCAGUCAAAAGACAAGCCAGGCGCUGCUGUCCCAGCUGUAUCAGUCGCCCAGCCGGCGGUACCCUGGACCCCUGGCCCAGCAGGCGCAGCGCUUCAGGUUGGACAAUCUCCUAAACAUGGCUUACGGCGUAAAGAGCAGGUUCUCUCCCAUGGCCAUCGACGGCGUCACCAGCCUGGCUGGCAUCAACAUCCCUGGGCACGCAGGCACUGGCUGGUGCAUCUUUGUCUACAACCUGGCACCGGAUGCAGAUGAGAGUAUCCUGUGGCAGAUGUUUGGGCCGUUCGGCGCCGUGACAAAUGUCAAGGUCAUCCGUGACUUCAACACCAACAAGUGCAAGGGCUUUGGCUUUGUCACGAUGACAAACUAUGACGAGGCAGCCAUGGCUAUUGCUAGCCUCAAUGGCUACCGCCUUGGGGACAGAGUUCUGCAGGUCUCAUUCAAAACCAACAAAACGCACAAAGCCUAAUAUCUCCUCAGAUUAUUUAUAUAAAACUACAAAAUGAUUAAAAAAAACUUGACGUAAACUUUAUACAUUAGUCUUUGUAAAUCAGUGUUACGAAAGAACUAAUAUUUAGCAUCCAACAAUGUAUUUCUCCCCCCCCACUAGUCUUUGAAACUUCUUAGAAUAUUAUGUUAGAGAAUACAGCAGGUUCUUUUUUUUUUAUUUUACCUGUAAGGUCGCAUUCAAAUGCUGUCUCUAAAGGAGGACCUUUUAAAGUGUUACUGAUAAGCUUUUCUUGUUUUGUUGCAUACUGCUUUGAAAGUUAGUCUUGUGAGGCUGUGUAGUGACUUUUUUAUUUAGUAUUUUUUGUGUCUUGAUUUGCCUUGAGUGCAUCUGCCUUUUAAGUGACUUACAGAACCUUUUUGUUUUUUGUAUUGCAGCUCUUCUGUUGAUGUUUAUGUUGUGACUACUUUGUAUUCUGAGUUGGGUUAUUGGUUGGCUGCAUAAUGUUGCUUAUUGUACAAUUACUGGAGAAUACCUUUUCUUAAAGCAGUACCUUGCCAAAGAGCUAAGAACCUCUUUGAUGUGGGUUUAAAAAGCAUCUAUUUUUAUAAAAAGAGAAAUUUGGAGAAACUUUUUACUGGACCUGGAACAAAUAUUUUGACUUGGAUACUUUGAGAAAUCUUCAUAUGACACCUUGUGAGCUUUUGAACUUUACCCAGGAAGUUUGCAGUGGUUGAAAUUUCUGGAGAGAUGUAAAAGAUACGUUUUGAGAUCUUUGUAUUACCUUAAGAUUCUAGAAUCAGUGGCAAUGUUGGUUCAAUUUGUAUAAUCAUCAGUGGGUUGUCCAAUCAUCCUGGUCAUGUGAGACAGCUGAUAGCCAGCUGUAAUGCUGAAAUGCAAAUAAGAGGUUAAUUAUGCUAAAUGCAUGCAAAUUAUAAAGUGGGGAAAAUUUAAAUGGGGUGGGGGAUUGGGGAUAAAAAUCGGUUCUUCCUAAAGGAUCCCUUCAGACAGCUCAUGGUGUUUUUGUGAUGUAUUUGCUAUAUUGUUAGACUUGUCUUCAUUGUAAAAGACGAGAAUGGUUUUACCUGCUUUGUAUAAAAACCUGAACAAGUGCACCAAAAAGCAGCUGUAAAGGAAAAUAAUGUCGGUUACAUGAAGUUUUGGAAGGAUCACUCCUAAGCUUAAUCUGUAACCAUGUCAGGCAGGUGGUUAUUUUAUUUUUGGUUUUACUUUUUAAAUGCUUUUUUUUAUUUCGGCUUUGGACUUGGUUACAAAGUGGGUUCUUUUUCUUGGUGCAUACUGUAUCAUUUAAAUGUGUUGCCUUUUUUUUUCCUCUCCAGUUACAUUCUGAAAGUUUACAUUAAGUUGAAAUACUUGAGUUGUCCCAUGGACUGGCAUUAGUGUAUCAGAUAUGUUGGUUGUUUGGUCUGUAGAUAGUCUUGCUUCUGCUCUUAAGAAAACUAUAUAGACUUUUUUUUUAUAUAUAAAUAUUAUAUAAAUAUAUACUUGCGUGGUCAAAUGGAUAAACCACAUUUUUGAACAAUUUGCUUACUUUUCAUACAGAAAAUGUGAUGCAUAUAAUCUCUUAAAGGUAUUGCUGACUUCUGAUGGGGGUGGAGGGAGAUGGGUGAGUUUUGAUGAGACGUCUCUCUUAUAUUGAACAAGACGGCUGGAGUGGCCUAGAUGCACUGACUUUCAUUCUGCUUUGUAUAAACUAAUUGAUACCAUGCUUCCCCUUAUAAUGAGCAGUGUGCUAUGCAUUUAUUUUUGCAACUUAUUUAGAAUUUAAUUUAUUGUAGAACUUAAUUCCUUAUAGAAGAGCUUUGCACAGGUUUUGUGGAGAAUGGCUCUUGCUUGCCCUUGGUCGUUGCUGUGACAACUAAAUAGACCAACUCCCCCUUCCACCAAAAGCGUAGACGGCACUGUCGGGCCAUAGGCCUCUAUCCUGUGUGUCAUCCUGAAACAUGAGCUUGAUUUAUUUAUUUGAAGUUGUACAGUAUGACUCUGUUCACAGCUGUUGGGAUAGAAUAUAUCUUUUUGUUAAGUAUUUAAAAGGAUGUACAUGUUCUUUUUGUGUUUGGAUAAUACUUUGUAUUUUUUCAUGUUCUGUACAUCAAUAAACAAAUUGAAGGGAAA